AUGCCCGAUCACCUCGAGAAAUGCGGUUUAAACCUGACCAAAACACCGACUUGCAAAAACGGCAUCCUGGUUGACUUCGAUAAUUCAAAUCCAAUCAGAGACAUCAGCUGCCCGAUCUUGCUCUCCGUGAACAUCAAAGGGAAAAUUUACACGCUAGAUGCGGAGGUAGACGAAGAUGUUCGAGAAGAAGGAUAUCCUCGUGCGCGGUCGAUAACCCAGUUUAUCAAAGGGUCCAGCGGACGAUCGAUCACAUUCCAAGCAAACGCCCUCACAUUUGAGAGUGAAUUCAAAAGGCGUCAGUUCAAAUUCUCGUUGGGAUCGCAGCAUGGUCUCUACGAUGAUUAUCCACUGGCAUUUUAUCGAAACGGUGGUGGCGUUUAUCACCCCAGGGCUGGGUACAAGUGUGUUGAUGAUACUCCGCGGCUGAUUUUAUUGCCUCCUGAUAGUUCCGUUUUCAUAGUGCAUGAACCGCAGUUCGAAAACGAUUUUGUAAAAUGGAGUUUUGGCCCGCCUACUGGCGGCGUUCUCUCCUAUGGAGGAGGCAGAGACCAUCAUAUCCAUGAUGUUUACGUCGAGAUUCAGGGGUAG
Penicillium angulare is the source of this 588-nucleotide messenger RNA. RefSeq lists its product as uncharacterized. The record is from RefSeq and is a predicted model, not a curated record. The transcript is spliced from 3 exons. Lineage: Eukaryota; Fungi; Ascomycota; Eurotiomycetes; Eurotiales; Aspergillaceae. Bases 1 to 588 code for a protein of 195 amino acids.